Messenger RNA from Epinephelus moara (kelp grouper), 6306 nucleotides. RefSeq names its product CD27 molecule (gene cd27). The transcript has 7 exons. The record is from RefSeq and is a predicted model, not a curated record. Bases 4541 to 5314 code for a protein of 257 amino acids. Gene Ontology annotation, molecular function: transmembrane signaling receptor activity; protein binding. Lineage: Eukaryota; Metazoa; Chordata; Actinopteri; Perciformes; Serranidae. Gene Ontology annotation, biological process: negative regulation of apoptotic process; immune response; signal transduction. Gene Ontology annotation, cellular component: membrane; external side of plasma membrane.
GCCAAUGUAAGAGAGAUAUAACUCCAGGUACCAUGCAUACUAUUACUGAGUCUACCUUUUGCUGAAUGAUAGACAGACGAUAUGCUGUGGGCCCACACACUUUCAGUCACAACUGAAUAUCUGGUGUUUUAAAUUUCCUUAAAUGAACAAUUAAAUCCAGCUGAAUUACAAAAGUAAGGCUUAGUUAUAUUUUUUAAAUUGCGAUUAAAAAAAAUGAUUCACAAACAAUCCUACACCCAUGAUGCACUUCUCAUCUCUAGCACCACCAACAGGCCACAGUCUGUCAUACACUACAGGAUACAAAUUUCCAUCAGGCUCAGCUGUACUUUGACAUUAAUGUAUCAUGUGUGCUGCUGUGUUUUGGCAAGAAUUUGGCAGUACGAUAUGAAUCACAAUACAGGGGUUAUGAUUCAAUACAUUGCAGUUUAUUGCUAUAAUGUAAGCCAGGCAACAUGUUUACUUUAUUUUUUUAUUUAAUUCUAGGAAAAUGUCAUGGUAUACAGAACACACCAUCAUAUGCAUAAAGAAGCUUACUGACCUGCAUUUGUAUUUAUCACAGUCCCUGUAACAUUGCAUUGAGAACCUACAAGACAAAUGUAGUGCCUCUAAUUUAUGAAGCUCUUUUGACUGCAUUAAAUUGCUGCUGGUCUCCAUUACUGGCCCAAUAAGCCCCCCAGUGCUCCCACUCUCCACUCCACUGCACAACCACAAGGUUUGCAUGUUGUGUGGUAUUUUGCUUAAACAAAAAGUACUUCUGUGCAUACGGUGUUGAGGUCUUAUAAACAGAUUUUGACACAGGGACAAGACAGGGCCUCGAGUGACACAAAUAAAGCAGUGAAAGUGAAAGGUUGGUGUUUUGCCUCGCUAUAUUUGCUUUUUAUUUCAGCGCUGUUUUCACAAUUUUUGUAGCUUCGUCUUUAAUGCACAGUGCUUACAGUCUGGCACCUAGUCACUAUCUUAUCAUGAAGUCUCGACUUCACCUGAACUCUCUUAUUGGCUGGGUGCUGCACACCACUGCCCAAAGGCUGCAGCCCAUGAAAGUCCUGAACGCAGCAACAGAAGAAGGAAAUAAGAAAUUACAGGCAGAGGGCGGGUCCUCUGCAGAUAAAUACACUGUCACAUAUUUCUGUUGGGAAAUCAGUGAUGACUGAGAGGAAUUACUUAAUUAAAGGCCUUUAUUGUUUCAGUUGAUAAGUGCUUUCAGCCGGGGCUUUCAGGGCCAGUUAGUAAUCCAGACUUGAGUACACCUGUGGCUGAAAACAUAAAACUUUUGAUCUGAAAAGGUAGACUAAGUCGGAUAAGCUGCAUUUAAGAUGUCCUCAAAUGACCAGACUAACACUUCUGAUUUUAGUAACAACGUGGUCUUUAUUACUCAGGCGCUGACUCAGGUCAUAUUUUAGAAGAACAGCAAAGUUUUCUCUCUAUUUUACAUCCACUAAUAAACAGUGUUUUUUUGGUGUGUAAUGAAAAGCCCUUUGUGCAUAAUUUCAGUGAUUAAAAGUAUAAAAACUCCAUUAAAGAACUCCUGACCCUUGACCUGAGAACCUUAAAGGAACAGUGUGUAAGAUUUAGGGGGAUUUAGUAGCAUGAAGUGGCGAGGGCUGCAGAUUGCAACCAGCUGAAACGUCUCCCGGUUAGAAUUCCUUUCAUGUUUAUUGUUCAGAAGGUUUUUACUGGGAGCUGAAUAAUCCGCAGAGGUCUCUUCAUCUCCGAAACAAAUGGACCCUGUGAUUUAAACUGCUAAAAACACUGAAUAAAGCGGUUUCCUGUCAGAAAUCAGCGUUUCUGUGAUGCUGUUAGGCAUGUUGGAGACGGGCCGCUAACCCAUCACUUGCUGACAUGUGCUCACCUUUUUUUCUGUGAUACUUUCAAAUCAAGAUGUUCAGAAGGUUUUUACUGGGAGCUGAAUCAUCCAAACGAACAGACCCCGUGAUUUAAACCAGAAAAAACACUGAAUAAGGUAGUUUCACUUUAGAAAGUCAGAAUUUUUCUGGCACUGUUCGCCGCAGAGGGGCUGUUAACUCAAGACCUUCUCAUUCCAACUCAGCAAACAGUCGACUUUCACGUCUAAAUAUGACGUGCUAGGUAACCUCCUGUAUCUGGUGCUGACGUCCCAGGAUGGCGUGUCAAUUUACGCCUGUGUCAUGUAUUGUGUUUUUUCAAAAUACACUUAUGUUUUCACAGGAAAUGUACAGUUUCUGUUUCAUAAUAUUCUUACAACGCAGGUAAAACACUUCAUUUUCAUGUUUAUUUCCUUGUGCAACAAAAGCACGUGGUUGUGUUUAGAAGUCAACAUCAUGGUGAACAGCAGGCUCCCAGGUGAAAGUCUGGGGUUUGUUUGACCCAUCCGCUUCCCCUCCAACCUGCCUUAUAGAGACUUUCCAGCUCUUUAUACGAUGUAGCUGCCGGCAGUGUUACAAACUGGCAAAAUCACUGAUGAAGCGGUGGUAUUUGAAGAAAUACCAGAGUCAAAACGGGCUGGUUAACUGCAGUAGCUGACACGAAAACACACACGGACCCAUCUAGAACCAGUGUUUGGUUUGUCAGUUCUGGGCUACUGUAGAAAAAUGCCGGUGCAACAUGGCAGACUCCAUGGACAAGGACCUGCUCCCUAUGUAGAUAUAAACGGCUCAUUCUAAGGUAACAAAAACACAACGAUUCUUAUUUACAGGUGAUUAUACACUAAGGAAAACAUACUAAUUAUAUUCCAUGUCUGCCAAUUUAUCCCUCUAAAUCCUACACACUGGACCUUUAAAAUAAUUUACCGAACCAGUUGACACACAGUAAACCUGGGGCUCUCACGGCUCUGGGACCACUUAGUAAUCCAGCCUUGAGUACACCUGUGGCUGAAAACAUUAAACUCUGUAUCUGAUAAAAGAUGAAGUCUGAUAAGGCGAUGCCGACAUGUCCUCAAAUGACCAGACUACCACUUCUGAUUUUAACAACGUGGCCUUUAUUACUCAGGCACUGACUCAGGUCAUAGUUUAGAGGAACAUCAAAGUUUUCGCUCUGUUUCACAUCCAUUAAUAAACAAUGCUUUGUUGUGUAUAAAUAAAAGCCAUUUAGUGAUUAUAAAAAAAAAAAUCUAACUAAAUGCCAUUAAUGAACUCCUGACUUUUGACCUGAUUAUAUUAACAGGAUCAAUUCACCCAUCCCACAUACUUGGCAUCUAAGCAACACUUAGUCUUAGUCUUAGAUUUAGUUUAAGACACCCACCUCUGACAUGUCUGCCUCUUACACAAUAAAAUGGAGGUCAAGGAAACUUCAUGUGAUUAGGAAUCAAGAUAAUCCAUACACUUUGCUAUGGACAGGUUUAACUCUCUGACAAGGAAAUAGGCCAAAUGAAAACAGUUGACAGGUCUGUGGAUGAAGCUGAGUAACCAUUAUAUUGGGGAGGGGGCUGAAGUUUCAGAGGUGGUUUUCUCCACACAUAGCAGAUAAAACGAAACUAUUUGCAGGGUCGGUGAGAGUCAUCGCUGUACUCUGUUUGAGUGGUGUCGAGAGCAACACUUGGGCCACAGAGGCAGCCCCUUCAACCUCAGGACCCAUUUCACAGUUGACAGGAGGUCACGUGUUGUGGCCUAGUUUCUGUGAAAAAAUGACAAGGGUGGUGAGAACAGAGAAAAUGACAGCUGAAUACUGGACGCGCUGAGACGAAGAAAAGCUGCCACUCUGUGUCUUAUUCAGAUGUUACUGAAGUGGAGGCUGUUUGAAUGAAGAAAAGAAGAAACAUUUGCUGUUAAGAAAAAUAGAAAUCGCAAGAUUCAGUCAGCACCAAAUGCAAAUCAGCUGUCAUCGCUUAACCAAUGACACAGAAAGUUUUCACACCUGUGAGGUUUCUACUGUAAUAGAAGGAAUUUCCCAUAGACAUAUUACUGUUUAUUGCUGGCAACAUUUGUUUGUUUGUCUAAAAAGCUGUCUGUUGUGCACUUUAGUUUCUCAUUCAUGAUGAAUAAUGUGACUUUUGGUAUCACCUUUACAUUUGAUAUUGUUGGUCUGAUAUAAAUCUCUUUGUAUUGCUCAAUCCUGUUUGUCAUAAUGUUGCAUAGCAGCUCAUCAGAAUAAAUUGACUUCUUGGAAUAAUGUUUAUCUCCCCAACGGUUUUUUGUAAGAGCAACAGAACAGCUUGGAGUCAAAUGACUGGUGUAUGAUAUUUUCACUGAAAUGACCUUGUCAUCCAAGUUGAAGACAGAGAGGAAGAGGCAGUGACAGAUGUAAGAAAGAGAGCGAUGAAGAGUGCUUGCAACCAAAAGCCUGAUUUUAGAUGAAACGAGAGAGACGUUGCCUGUGGAAAAACUGUGGAGGCUGGUGGAGGGCUUGUUUUUGUGCGCAGACUGAGCCAGGGGGUCGCAGCAAGAGACGAAGACAGGAUGAGCAUGCAAGGCACAGAAAUCUCAAAAGGCACCAUCAAGAUGUCAGGCUUUCAAUAUGAGUCAUCGCUGACAUUUUAUGAAUAGUCCCCUGAUACACUUCUGGUCCCCUGUUCAGUCUCACACUCAGAGGGUCCUGGGUUACAUCUUGUCUCACAUUCUCGUCCAAGAUGCAGCCACUCUGUGCUUUUACCUUCCUGUGCACUCUCUCGUUCCUCUCUCCUGUGCUGUCUCGACAGUGCACUGACACAGAAUAUGCCUGGCCAAUGGACGAACCCCGUUUAUGCUGUCACAUGUGCACACCAGGUCAACAUAUGGCUGGGCGUAGACAGGAUAUUUGUUAUAUUGAUUGUGUACCUUGCACGGAAGGCCUAUACACUGAAAAGUACAACGUGGACAUGACCUGCGAAGUUUGUGUAAACUGCAAUAAACCAAACAUGGAGUAUAAGAGAAAUUGCAGCACCACUCAUAACGCUGUGUGUGGAUGUAAAGCCGGCUACGCAUGCAGAGACCUGUCCUGCAAAGACUGUGUGCCAAUACCAACCUCCACCAUCAAAACAACACUCCCUCCAUCCACUACAGCCCUGAAGCCUGGAACCCUCACCACACUCUGGGAACCUUCUCAGCCAAUCAAAGGUAGAGUGAGUUACUGGUUCUGCCUGUGCCAAUUGAAACCAGUGGGGGUUCAUGUAAAUCUUUCAAAAAUGUCUUACUUACAUAUUCUUACAGAUACGGCAUGGUUCCUGGUGAUCAUCGCUCUCCUGUGUACAGGACUUGCACUUGUAGUUUUGACAAAAAUCAAGCCCUUUCUGCGUUGGAUCAAAUCCAAACAGGGAUACUUUUUGGCUAAAGAAGCUGCACCAGCGCCACAGGGCUCCGAGGACGAAGAAGUUUCCACUCCUGUUCAGGAAGUGCUCGGGAAAUGUGAUCAAUGUGAUGUCUGAGUUUAAGACCCUGAACUUCGAUGAGCAAGAAUUUGACAAGCAGACCUUUAGUGCAAAACAUCUCUUGUUGUUUUGAACGUUUGUGACAAAUGGGAGCAAACGUCACUUGGCCCGUGCCGAUGAAUGGAAACUACAGAAAAUGUUUCAAGACUGAUGCUGUUUUCCGGAAGGAGAUGUGACUUUUUGACAUCUGUGACGUUAAGAUGAUAAAACUGUACAAAGAUAACACAGAUAACAAAUCUGAAAGACACUGAGUGAGACUGUGACGGUAAUAUAUGAGUUGCAAAUUGUACAGUACGUUGCUAAAUGGUGGUAUGUACUAUGGUACACAAAAGUUAAACAUAUUCCACAUCUUUACAUUUCAGCCCUGUCUCACAGAAAAAUGUGAAAUGGACACGAACUCUUAAUGCAUGAUGUGGUGGUGGGCACAAAAUGCACCACAAAAAACAAUGCCACUGCAAAGUCAGUUUGGAUCUUUUGUUGUGGUGGACACACCAGUUAAGUAUACAGCACAAGAAAAUCUGCGUAAGAAUGUUAGGAGGGAUGGUAGAUGUGUCAAACAAACAUGGACUUUCAACCAGGAGACCGCUGUGUGUGUCCUGUGUGAAUUGAUUAUAGAAAACAAGUGUCGCACACUCUGGCUUCAAAUGCAUUUCUUUUAUUUUGUGUCCCAUGAGAGGCCAAAAGUCAGCUUUACGUAACUUUACAUAACUAUGCAAAGUACUUUAUGUAGGUACUACAUGUAACCACACAAAGUAUGUAAGUUUACGUCAUAUACUUAGUUAUAUUACCGAAAACAUGUUUUUUCCCCUCUAAACUUUAAAGGUGCAGUGUGUAGGAUUUAGAGCCAUCUAGUGGUGAGGAUGGCAAAUUAUAACUACCUGACAAUUCUCCCAUGUGCCAGGCUCGAACUCCUGAUUAGAAUUGCUUCAGUGUUCAUUGUUUAAGACGUUUUUAUCAGGAGCUGAAUCAUCCGCAGAGGUCUCUUCCUC